AUGAAACACGACGACAUGUCCUUCACAUCACUUCCAGCUCGGGAGUCGGAUGACGAGAGUCGAGAAAUGGAGGACAUUUAUGUCCCCCCUCAGCGUAGCUGCAAUUUCCGCAUGAUACUCUACUACGGAAUUCUCGCCCUGCUUGCGUCUGGCUGGUUCGUGGCUGUCAAUCUGUACCAUCAUCCUCGAGUCAUUGAUAUACCCGGCCUUUCAUCUCCCCAUCCUUUCCCGCCAGAGGUGUUUUCCCGCGUAAAAAGAGUAUUUCUGCCUGACGAGCGAUACAUUGGCCCGUCAAAUCAGACUCACCAGAACUGGGAUCACCUAGUUGCAGGUAACCCAGUACCAAUGCCCCCCCGAGUAGAUCUUUUUGAUGCUGAGAUGCACGCACCAGCCCACGACGCCUUGUAUAUCGAAAAUCCUGAGAAAUAUGGAUACAUAGAAGGGAGCGGUCCUCCCUUUCAUCACGAGAACAUGGCGAGUCCCGUUCCGCGGAAAUUCUACGUCGUCUCGCUGCUCCAUCAGUUGCACUGUCUGAAUAUCGUGCGGUUUCACUACUGGCAAGUGAAACAGGGCCAUCCCGUUGUUGGUCUGUAUCCGGAAGUGAGCUGGGACGCACACAUUGACCACUGUUUUGAGUAUCUGAGGCAGGCGAUUUCUUGCGGCUCUGGGUUUGCCGUCGAGGGACACUCUCCUCUCGUUGUAGACGGGCAGCUUGGAGAGGCGUCUACGGUCACGGGAUGGGGUAUCGAGCACGACUGUAUCAAUUUUGAGGCCCUGCGGGCGUUUCAGAUUGACCAGGAACGAGUCUAUAACGCCACUUGGCACAAGUAG
Messenger RNA from Metarhizium acridum CQMa 102, 831 nucleotides. The record is from RefSeq and is a predicted model, not a curated record. NCBI's taxonomy places the organism in Eukaryota, Fungi, Ascomycota, Sordariomycetes, Hypocreales, Clavicipitaceae.